This is a messenger RNA of Thlaspi arvense, 957 nucleotides long. The record is from the annotation of a GenBank genome assembly. NCBI's taxonomy places the organism in Eukaryota, Viridiplantae, Streptophyta, Magnoliopsida, Brassicales, Brassicaceae.
AUGGCGGCGGAGCAACCAGCGGCGGGAAAGAAGACGGCGUGUGUUAUUGGCGGCACCGGCUUUGUGGCGGCAACGCUGGUGAAGCUCUUGCUGGAGAGGGGCUAUGCCGUCAAUACCACGGUGAGAGACCCAGACAAUCGCAAGAAGAUCUCUCACCUCCUAUCCUUACAGAGUCUGGGAAACUUGAAAAUCUUUCGAGCAAACCUAACCGACGAGCAGAGCUUUGAUGCCCCCAUAGCUGGCUGUGACUUCGUCUUUCAUGUUGCAACUCCUGUCAACUUUGCUUCUCAAGAUCCAGAGAAUGACAUGAUAAAGCCAGCAAUCCAAGGUGUAGUUAAUGUUCUGAAAGCUUGUGCGAAAGCAGGCACGGUUAAACGUGUCAUCGUGACAUCGUCAGCAGCUGCUGUAACGAUUAAUCAGCUGGAGGGGACCGGUCUGGGGUACCCUGCAUCAAAGACACUAGCUGAGAAGGAAGCUUGGAGAUUUGCUGAAGAAAACAACAUCGAUCUCAUCACUGUCAUCCCUACUCUCAUGGCUGGUCCUUCUAUUACCGCAGAAGUUCCAAGUAGUAUUCAGCUAGCCAUGUCCUUGAUCACAGGGAAUGACUUCCUCAUAAAUGGCUUGAAGGGGAUGCAGACGCUUUCAGGUUCUAUCUCCAUCACCCAUGUGGAAGAUGUUUGCCGUGCCCAGAUUUUUGUGGCUGAGAAGGAAUCAGCCUCUGGGCGAUACCUCUGCUGCGCAGUGAAUACCAGUGUUCCCGAGCUGGCUAAGUUCCUCAACAAGAGAUACCCAGAUUACAAUGUCCCUACCGAUUUUGGGGAUUUUCCAGCCAAGGCCAAGUUGAUCAUCUCAUCAGAUAAAUUAAUCAAGGAAGGAUUCAGUUUCAAGUAUGGGAUUGAAGAGAUCUAUGACCAGUCUGUGGCCUAUUUCAAGGAGAAGGGGCUUUUGCAGAAGUGA